AUGGCCCAAGGUUGGCCUGAUUUGUUAAGAUAGGGAAACCGCUUCUGUGAGAGGGAGCACCAUAUUCCCAUCCCGCUUUCAAAAUCCCACAAAAUCCAAGGCCUUCAACAAUCGUCUCUCCGCCCCCUUCUCCCCUUACGGUCUUUCCUUCGUUCGGCUCCUCGAAAUCCUUCCCCAUUCUUUGAGAAGAAUGCCGACUUCGAAGAAGGGGAAGCGCGCGAUCAUCUCCAUCUCCUCUUCCUCCUUUUCCGAAGAAGAAGAAUCCGAAGCACAAGAAGAAGAUUCCGAGGAAGAAGAAGAAGAGGAUGACGAAUCUGAAGAAGGAGACGAAGAAUCCUUGAGUGAGGACGUGGGCGGAUCCACGGAAGAGGAAGAAGACGGUGACGAUGCUGAUUAUGAAGAAGAAGAAGAGGAGGAGGAGGAGGAGGAAGAAGAAGAUGAUGAUGAUGCCAUGGAUGGAAAGCCUACGGACGAAGAACUCUGCAACAAAGUCAUCGAUCUCCUCCGGAGAAACAAAAGUCUAGAUAUACUCAAGCUGGAAGAGUGCAAAGCUUACUUGAGGAAGCAUGGGCUUAGAUUAAACGGGACUAAAGCUACGUGUAUUGAAAGAAUUCUGGAGCACUGGAGGAUAAAAGAUGGAAAUGGGGGAAAAUUGUAUCCAAGGUCAUCCUUUGUUUUCAAUUGUACAGGGGAUGUUUGCAAAGGCGACGUCAUUUUGUUCGAGCAGAGGGUUUAUGAGAAGUUUGACAUAGUUACAAGAGGUGCAAGUAUUAUAGGAAGGCGGACAAUUGCAGGAAGAGUUGUAAAGGAAAGUUAUGGUGCAGCCAAACAGCAACAUACUUUUACUGUCGAAGUGUUGUGGAGCAAAGGUGUGAAGGCGCUGCCGCCCUUAUUUUCUUUGCUUGUUAAGGGACGUAACCUCUAUAGACUGAAAACUUUCCGCCAGCGCUGGAGCAAUGAAGCAGAGAGAUCAAAGGUUCUGGCGGAGAAGCACAGAAGAGGAGCAGCAGCAAGGCAUGCCAGAACAAUUGCAAAGGCUAGGUCUGCAAACAAAGGUUCCAAGCGCCAGAAAAAUUCCUCUGAAACUAGAGCACCUCCUAAGAAAAGAAGAAAGAAAGAGCCGUGUUAUCCUACCAAGAAACAGAAACAGAACAUGUCUAUUGACAAGGCUUCCUUUAAUGGUCGUGGAAGGACAAAGCAGCUUGCCAUGACAAGGGAUCUCGCUUCAUUAGCUAGGAAUCCGAGGCAAGCCAGUUAUUUUGAAAAUGGAAUUCAUAUGCAGCAUCCCAUCCCUCAAAGGAUCCCCUUUAGUAAUCUUUAUAACACACAACUGGAAUUGUGUCAUAGAAAUAACAUAGUGCCAUCUGAAGCAAAUAGAGGGGUCCUUGGCAGCCAUACUUACAAUGCAGGCAAUCUGCUGAAUGUGGCUGGAAGGUCUUUCAAUGGGGGAAAUUAUCUCAACCAUCCUUAUGCAGAUUCUCACUUUCAUCCGUGGAGCUCAAUCCAUCUAUCAAGACCACCAGAUUUUGAUAGUAACCCAACACUGCCUCCAGGAAUGCAGUUCCGUAGAUGGAGGCCUUGAGAUUUGUUUUAGUCCAGGUUGGCUGGAUCCUGCUACUGAAAAUUUGUGUUCUGGCUUGUAAAAUGGUACGAAAUCAAUGCAGAGUUGCUGAUAGAAGUCGUCAAUCAAGGCAGUUUGAGUCUUGUCUUAGCUUAUAAAUAUCUCCAUCCCAGGUGAUGCUAAAAGAGGGCAUAUGGGUCUGAUAUCCAGCCAACGGAAGGAUUUGUCUGGAUUUGGUAAUGAUUCCACCAAUACUGAAGCAUCACUAUAAACCAACAAAAUCUUCCUUUCAAUAUAUGACAAGGCUUGCAUGACGGCAUCAAAAUUGUGUCACUGAAUUUCGUGAUACUGAAUUUCUUUUCAAGUUCGGGGCGAUACCCCUGGGUAGACUAAAGCAUAUAAAUGUUCCUGAAACUUGUGAUAUAAAAGACAACAAUAAGUUUUAAAGAUUGAUCAACAGUACUUUUGUAGUUAAGUAGCUGGAUAUUUGUUUUGCCUGCCGGAGAAGCAUAGUUCAUGCUUCGGUAACAAAGAACUCCCUGAUCUAAAAAGGGAUUCCACCUGAAGA
Messenger RNA from Phoenix dactylifera (date palm), 2129 nucleotides. RefSeq lists its product as uncharacterized. The record is from RefSeq and is a predicted model, not a curated record. Lineage: Eukaryota; Viridiplantae; Streptophyta; Magnoliopsida; Arecales; Arecaceae.